AAAAAGUCGUGUGCGGGACAUAUAAUCGCGGAUUAAAUAUUUAUCUAAACCAGCUAAUAAUAUCAGUGCCUGAUAACAAUCUACACUGUUUUUCCUCAUGAUUUCAAUAUGAGUUUGUUCAGAUUACGGAAGUUUAUUGAGCGUAUAUUAGCUAUACUCGGGUAAAUAAUAUCCUCAUAAAAUGAUAACCAUAACAACAAAAAGUUUAUAUGAACUAUUAUUUCGUCGAUUCCCGGCAUUUAUAUAAAGAAAGUAGGCUGAUCAAUAUGUGUGAACACAGAUCAACGAGUGAAGAUGAAUUAAACCAAUCUGCCAAGUGGAUGACAUUCUUCGAUGAACCAACUUAUGAUAACUACCACAGAGAUCUGAGAAAUAUCAAGUACAGACUAAGUGAACAGUUUGAAUCAUUGGAAUUGAAAGCAUCUUUCAAACGUGGACCAACAAAUGAGUCUGUGGUACGGAAACCAACAUUUGAGGAAAAUGAAGAAAAUGUUCAAGAAAUGAGAAGAGUCCGAAAACGAAGAAAAAAAUGUUGCAAAUACCUGACAAUUCUGAUUAUUUUUAGUAUCAUAAUUGUAGCCGUGAUUACCGCAACAGUUAUGUCUGUAGUAUCAAAGCAAUCUUCUGUACUAGAAGAAACGUCUUCAUUAUCUAAGACGACGAAUUCUGUGGAGAAAGAAUCUGUAUCGUUUCUAGAUUCAGUGGGAUUCAAUAUUUCCUCUUUCACAACGACAACUCUGUCAUAUACUGAAAUCGUGAUAGAAUCUAAGGAACAGACAAUUAAAUCAUCAGUAAGCACCGAAGAACUGCAAAUGACCGUAUCACUGAUAUCUACAACAGAACUAACAUCUUUUCCGUCGUCCACAGAUACAGCACUAUCUGACGUAACAGCAUUAGAUUCUUCUUUGAUCGAAACACCUACGGCAUCGAUAUCAGAAUUAUCUUUUGACAUAUCACUGGUAUCCACAAUGACAAUGACAUCAGCAUUUUCUGACUUAGAAACAUCCACAUACUCAUUUGACAGUGCUAAACAGUCAACAUCUGGAAUAUCGACAGUCUUUUCUGGUGAUAUACACCCAACGACGCCAACCACACCCGACCCACAGUCUUCAACAUCACUUUCAUUUAUAUCUCACUUACAGGCAUCUACUGGGUCAGUUAGACAUACUGCUUCCCCAGACAUACAAUCAUCAGCAACAGCAGCAUCUGACACACAGUGGAUUUCGUCAAGCCAAACAGUGCUUGAAACAUUAACCGUGCCAGAAACAUUAACGCUGCUAUCAUCCACUGCUGAUGUGUCAAUAGUCACAUCUUUAUUAAGUACAGUAGCAUUAACUGAUCUACAGAUACUAAAUCCGUCUUCUGAACUAUUUGGGUCACAUUCGUUACCAAUGAUUUCAUCGGCAUUAGCAACACCACAAUCACUAGGAUUGGAACAAUCAGAAUUGUUAUUAUCACUGACGAUAUCCAAGACGGGUGUGCAAAUUCCUCCGUCUAUAUCAGUGACAUCAGCAUUAACUAAUCUACAAGAAAUUCCAUCCUCGUCUUUACCAUUUCUGUCGCCUUCGUUGUCAAUGAGUUCAAUGACAUCAUCAACACCAGAGUUGUUAUUAUCACUAACGAUAUCCGUGACUGAUGUGCAAACUACUCCAUUUAUAUCAGUGAAUUCUGCAUGGACUGAUCUACACGAACUUGCAUCCUCAUCUGAGCAAUUGGAACAAUCAUGGACUGUGUCAGAUUUACUAGUCCCUACAGGGAUACAAAUGAGUACAUCGUUAGUGAUGCCAUUACAAACAUCAUCACCUAUUUACCAAACAGCUUCAUCUGUUACACCAACUAAUGACAUCUAAACUACCUAACCUUAUGCUGUGCGUUCGCUUGACACAGAGAUGAACACCCCCUUCAAAUGCCAUUAGCCCAUUUUGAUAAUUUUCGCUAGCUUAUCUUCAAUCAAUCUGUGUAAAAGGCAAUAUUUGCAAUCUAUCUUUUAUUAAUUUGUUUUUAACUCGACAGGGUCUGUAUAGAGUAGAUCCAUUAGCAAAGAUUUCGGAAUGGUAUCUUUAUGGGCAGUACUUCAUCAAAUCGAGCAAAAUCGAUGCGAGCUGUGGGUCCCGACUCAUACUUACUGCAUACUAUA
This is a messenger RNA of Patella vulgata (common limpet), 2137 nucleotides long. Its product is annotated as mucin-5AC. The coding region runs from base 210 to 1850 and encodes 546 amino acids. The record is from RefSeq and is a predicted model, not a curated record. The transcript has 3 exons. NCBI's taxonomy places the organism in Eukaryota, Metazoa, Mollusca, Gastropoda, Patellidae.